Messenger RNA from Drosophila erecta, 2748 nucleotides. RefSeq names its product homeobox protein Hmx. The record is from RefSeq and is a predicted model, not a curated record. The transcript is spliced from 5 exons. Gene Ontology annotation, molecular function: RNA polymerase II cis-regulatory region sequence-specific DNA binding; DNA-binding transcription factor activity, RNA polymerase II-specific. The coding region runs from base 437 to 2449 and encodes 670 amino acids. NCBI's taxonomy places the organism in Eukaryota, Metazoa, Arthropoda, Insecta, Diptera, Drosophilidae. Gene Ontology annotation, biological process: anatomical structure development; regulation of transcription by RNA polymerase II.
AAUUCAAGCGCUCAUUGUGCUGAGAGCAGCUUUCGCGUGAACAACGUUUCAACGGAGCGCAGCGUUCGCAAGAAAUUCAAUAAAAAGAAAUUCUACAAUAAAACGAAGAGGAAGAGACACGCAGGAGCGUUUUCUAACUGUUUCUGUCGGGAUCGACUUUCGUGCAUCUGUGUGCGCGCGUGUGUGUGUGUGUGCGAGUGUGAGUGAGCAGCACGCUAUGAAUCCAAUUGACCGCAUUGCGUUUCCAUAUCCGUUUCCGGUUGCAUUCGCUAUAAUCGAUACCUCUGCCUUGGAUGUGCGACAUUAGUGACUGUGAUUGUGACUGCACUGUGCUCCACUUGCUGGAACCGUUAUACCCAAAACGAAAUUAAUCAAAAUCAAAAUAUAUAUAAUAACAAUAAAUAAUAAAGAGAAUUGGAAAGAGCGAUUCUUAGACAUGUUGAUUGAGCCGACUUUAAACCGUGACCUUGGCUCGCUUACUGUCGCUAAUUCUGGCCUCUCGGCCGCGCACUGGAAAAUGGAGCCCCAUCCCCAACGCAUCACAUCGCUGGCCCCUCACGCUUCCAGUGUAGCGGCGGCAUCCGUGGCAGCAGCAGCAGCAGCAGCGGCGGCGGCGGCAGCAGCGGCGGCCGGAGCGGGAUCGGGAGCGGUAUCCGGUGGCGGAGGGGCCACAUCCACAUCACCCACAUCUGUGCAAAUACCACCCGGCUUUGGCGGCGGCGGCUCCACUGGCGGCAUUCCGCCGGGCGCAGGUGGAGCCACUGGGAGCACACUGAACACCCUGAUGUCGCAGCAUCGCCUCCUGGAAUUCUCACGUUUCGGUGGACUGCGCGGCUAUGAUAUCGCCCAGCACAUGCUAACACAGCAGGGAGCUGUCUCCAAGUUGCUAGGCUCGCUGCGACCACCGGGCUUAAUUGGUGGCUCAAAGCCCAAGGUGGCCACGCCGACGGUCGUCUCCAAGAUCGAGCAGUACAAGCGCGAGAAUCCGACGAUCUUCGCCUGGGAGAUACGCGAACGCCUGAUCUCAGAGGGUGUCUGCACCAAUGCCACCGCUCCCUCGGUGAGCAGCAUCAAUCGCAUCCUGCGCAAUCGAGCCGCCGAGCGGGUGGCCACCGAGUUUGCUCGCACCGCCGCCUACGGCCUGUACCCGCCACCCCCGCAUCCCUACGGUAGCUUCACCUGGCAUCCGGCCGGCAAUGUGCCCGGCGGCCAGGGGGUGCCGCCACCGCCGCCUCCAUCCGCCCUGUGGUCCGUCGCCGCUCCCACGCUCGCGAAUCUGCCACCAAGCGCGGCGAGCGCUGUGCCCGUCUCCACUUGCGGCUCCCUCAGUUCGGCGCACUUGAUGGGUGGCGGAGCAGGUGGCACUCCCACCAAUCGGGCCAUCUCGCCCGGCUCUGGCAGCCAUGAUACCUUGGAGUCUGCGGACGAGAACCGGCACAUAGACUCCGACUACCUGGAUGACGAUGACGAGCCCAAGUUCAGGCGGAACAGGACCACCUUCAGUCCGGAGCAGUUGGAGGAGCUGGAGAAGGAGUUCGACAAGAGCCACUAUCCUUGUGUGAGCACCAGGGAGCGGCUGUCCAGUCGCACCAGCUUGAGCGAGGCUAGAGUGCAGGUGUGGUUCUCCAAUCGGCGGGCUAAAUGGCGUCGCCACCAGCGCAUGAAUCUCCUGAAGCGUCAGCGCUCCAGUCCCGCCAAUCCGCUGCACUCGCAGCAGUCGAACGACGCGCCGGCCAGUUCGCCCACGCCCAGUAACCACAGCAGUGCCUCCACCUCCGCUCCAGUGGCUUCCGUGCCGCCUCCUCAGCAGCCCCAGUUGCCGCUGUGCGGUGAUCACUCGCCACAGGCUCCGCCGCCUUCGGUGCUGUUGCAUCCACUGCAUGGUCCUCCGGGGGGCCACCAUCACCAUCAUCCUCUGCACCUGCCCACGCAUCCAGCUGCCCUCCAACUACUCAGCCACUACCACCAGCAGCAGCAGCAGCAACAGCAGCAGCAUCAGCAGCAGCAACAUCAUCAGCAACAGCAACUCUCACCCACUGGUUGCAAUCCUGCGGCGAGUCACCUGUCCAUGGGCGGGGAGCGGAGUGCCUUCAGGAGUCUGGUGAGCUCACCCUCGGCGGCCGCCUUCCUGGGAUUGGCCAGGCAAUAUGCCGUGGCAGCCUCACUCACGGUGGCCGAGGAGCAGCGCUCCAGAUUGCACUACUCCACGGGUGGCUUGGGCAGCGGUGGUGAGAGCACAGGACCCACCACCAACACCAGCGGCACCACUCAAUCUGGUGGCUCAACCAUGACGGUGGACAACUCGUCAUCGGACUCGGAUGAGGAGAUCAACGUGCACGACGAUUCGGAUGGUGAAAUUGAGUCGUCGGCGGCGACGGCGGCAAAGGUGGCCCGCCUGUCAUCCUCCGAUGCGCCGGCCACGCUGCAGUUCCUAAAGCAUGACCGCUAGAUGGGCCACAUGGGCCAAGUGGUUUAGAUGGCCCACAUGGUCUAGAUGGGCGGCGGCAAAGUCUAAUUGAAAACCUGAGUUGUGCGCGCCUCUGUGAUUGACAGUGACAACAAAAACAGCAACAGCAACAGCAAAAGCAACUACUGAUGCAACUGCAAUUGCAUUUGAAAUUGCAGCUUGGUGGACUGAAACACGAGAAGCGACUACACACACAGUGGGCAAACAAAUCGAAAAACCAAAGUUAAAAUGCUGCUCACCUACUUGGCUGCGGUUCGGGGUCGCUAGAAAAAAAAAAAAAA